Messenger RNA from Drosophila melanogaster (fruit fly), 758 nucleotides. It is a transcript of the gene ND-B14.5AL, whose product is annotated as NADH dehydrogenase (ubiquinone) B14.5 A subunit-like. The coding region runs from base 71 to 508 and encodes 145 amino acids. The record is from RefSeq and is marked reviewed. Gene Ontology annotation, cellular component: mitochondrial inner membrane. Gene Ontology annotation, biological process: ATP synthesis coupled electron transport. The transcript has a single exon. Lineage: Eukaryota; Metazoa; Arthropoda; Insecta; Diptera; Drosophilidae.
UUGACUUUGAAGUCAAAUAGGCCUCGUGUCGAAAUUCCAACUUCUCGGCCAGGCCACACUCAAGCCGGAGAUGCCUCCGAAACCCAAGCAUCGCGACGUAGCCGGCUUUCUCAGCCGGGUGCGCAACUUCCUGCUGGGCCGCACCCACAAGACGGCCCAUCGCUUCGCGGACAUGGUCUCUCCGCGCACUCAGCCGCCCCCAAACAUCCCUAGUGGUCCUACCCAGAGUCUGUUCGCCAACUACUACUACACCAGGGAUCCUCGGCGCUUGGUGAAGCCCUUCGUCGACGUGGUGCAGGAGCACAAGAAGAUGCUCACCGCCAAGGUGAAGGAGGAGGAAGCAGCCAAAAAGGCUCAGGCCAAGUCUGGAGAUGCGCCGAAAGAUGGUAGCCCCAUUCCACCUGUCGGGCCCAAGACUACUGAUACAAAUGAAUGCGAUGAAGGCAAUUCCGGCGCGAAGAAGCUCCCGACUCCAGGAAAGGUGCAUUCUUGGGAGGGGCCACAUUAACCUGUUCAAUACCCUCCUUAUUCAGAAACUCUUUAGUGUUCAUUGCUUAUUCCAUUUCGAAUGCACUUUGCAGGCAGUCGUAAAAAUGUAAAUCUAAUUAGACGUCAAGGGUGAAAAUCAUUAUUGCACCUGCAUGAAAAUUUAAUUAAGCACACACAAUUAUCGAAGUUACAAGCUGGAAAGGCGCAAAUCGAGGUCCAACGGGUUUGUUACAGGCCACAACAAUAAAUUUGCAUGCUUAAUAACGUUU